Molecule: messenger RNA, 539 nt
Organism: Cylas formicarius (sweet potato weevil)
Lineage: Eukaryota; Metazoa; Arthropoda; Insecta; Coleoptera; Brentidae
Exons: 1
Coding region: 33-467 (144 amino acids)
Source: RefSeq, a predicted model, not a curated record
GUCAAAACGGUAAAUGUCACGCUUUCAAAAAUAUGAUGCCAGAAGACACUGUCAAUGUUUUAAAUUUCAAGUACCAAAUUCCCAUGCGCAGGUCGUCUUCCACAAGCGACUUGAACAACCGCAGUCGACUAAAUUCAUCAGACUUGCGCGCGACCAGAUCGAGCGCAGAAGCGUCCGGGGCGGCACAUUCAGAAUUUUUUUUACAAAAAAUAAGGGAAAUGGAUUUGAACGAUCAUGUGCCGGGAGGAAUAGAAACACGAGAUUUGCUGACUAACGAGCCUGUGCUUGUGAAGGAGGAAGCUCUGAAUUAUCAAGGAAAAAUAUAUAGUCGAAACGACAUCGCGUACUUUUGGAAAAAGGACUGCAGGAUGUGGCUGUGGAAGAACUGUAAAGAAUUUAAAAAGAACCGGUCGGUCGCCGAACGUAGAAUCCAAUUGAUUAAGGAUGCCGAGGAAAAGCGUACUUAAUAAAUUAUUUUUGUCCUGUUCCAAAGUUCUAUUUAUUAUCUAUUCAAUACUAGUUAGGAAACGAUGUGAUAA